Molecule: messenger RNA, 3691 nt
Organism: Bicyclus anynana (squinting bush brown)
Lineage: Eukaryota; Metazoa; Arthropoda; Insecta; Lepidoptera; Nymphalidae
Gene: mol
Product: dual oxidase maturation factor 2
Exons: 11
Coding region: 333-1628 (431 amino acids)
Biological process (GO): protein transport
Cellular component (GO): endoplasmic reticulum membrane
Source: RefSeq, a predicted model, not a curated record
UAGGCGGCGCGAGAGUGAACUGAGGUUAGUUUUCAGUGGUCUUGCGACGGCGGCGCUCGGUGACCUCCGCGAUUUCCUAGUGACUUGUGAAAAGUGAACUUUGUCCCAUAUGAGUAAAGGGACGGGGAGCUACGCAGCCGAUAUCGAAAGGUCGAGUAUCGACACCGAUGUCAUGUGACUUCUGGCUGUGAAUCUAACCAAGUGAUAAUAAUGCAGUGAUUGUAACCAUACAGUAUUUGUGUUGUGCAAUGAACAGUGAGGUAUUGUUAGCAAGUGGAAAUGAAAAGAGAAAAGUACAAGGAGACACGCUUUGGAUUCUGGCGUGGUGAGCGAUGAAGGGGUGGUUCGACGCUUUCCGCGAGGAAGGCGGGCCGACCCUAUACGCUUACCACAACCGCACGGCGGUGGCAGCCGAUGUGCCAGCACUAGCGCUGUUGGUGGCUGCACUCACCCUGUACAUCGCCUUCCUGGCCGUCUUCCCCGGGAUCAGGAAAGAGAGAUUUACUACUUUCACGAUAGUCACCCUUAGUCUCUUCGUGGGCACUGUGAUUUUAGUAUGUAAGCACGGCUCGUCGUGGCACGUGUCCGGGGCGCGAGUGUCCCGUGCCGCCUACCGCGCCUUCUCCGCCGAGCGCCUCGACUGCUGGCUCGCCGUCCACGUCGGCUUGGGCCACGUCAAUGUGUCUCUCUCCGCGUUAUCAUGGGGUAACCUGUCCAAAGGGGACCCCGGAGUGGACUACAAUGAGCAGUUCCAGUGGGAGGAAGCAGGCGCGAUCCAAGAGUGGUACCGCGCCGGCCUUCUACGCGGUCUACCAUACCCCGUACUGUCUGUCGCUGAGCAUUUUGCAGCGGAGCACGAAGGCUUCGAGUGGGGUGCUAAGUACCGAGCGGCCGGAUACACCACCACCACAUUGCUUUGGACGGCGCUGGCGCUGUGGCUGCUCAUGAACCUCCUCCUGGUGGUAGUGCCGCGGUACGGCGCAUACGCGAUGGCCUCAUUGGGGGUCACCUUGUGUACUGCAGCGGGCGGCUACUGGGCGUCGCUGCCUCAUGUGCCACUGAUUGUGAGGCUUGAUGGAGCUAUGCUGUUCUUCUCGCUGGGCUGGUGCUUCUGGCUGGUUCUCAUUGCUGGAGGCAUAUGCCUAGUGGUUGGCCUGUUAAUAGCGGCAUUGGAUCUAGUCUGGCCACAUAAGUUCUCGACUGUACUGGAGGUGGAUUACGACACGCCCUACGAUAGACACGUCCUUAUAGUCGACAGCAGGCAGCGAGCGCGGCCGCAAACGCAAAGCUCGUUACCUUCUAGAAUACUAAGGAGACUAUCGUCAAAAACCCGCGAUUCGCAGCGGCAAGUGUCAAUGAGCAUAGUGAACGAGAGCUCGGGACGAGACAACCCAGCAUUCUCCCCCGAACAACGGAAACCGAACUCGCCGUGGAGGUACCCGCUGUUUAGACGCCAAAUUGACCGUGCGGACUCCGCUUCGAGUUUAGGGUCAAGUAUAAACGGUAAUAGUUCCGGCAUCAAAAUGUCACCACUGGCGAGCAGCCCGCCUUCUGGUUCACUUGCUAUGUCACCGCAGAGGUAUCGACCUCAAAUACCAGCAGCAGAACGAGUAAAAGAUAUGUGGUGAAAAUAUAGUGUAGGACAUUUGAAAUGUGUAAAUUAAUUUAAAUAAAAAUGAUUAUAAAAAAAUUACCGAUCUCUUAAAACAAUGAGGGUGACUACGGUCAACAUGAAACCUCAGUAUAAAAAGUAUUAUUGUAUUCAAAUUGAAACCUGAGGUCUAAAGUGGUUAGGUUAGGUGUGUUAAUCUUAGAUACGAGUAUUAUGAUGUAAAUUGUAAAUAUGUAACUAUUAACUUUAUCAUUAGCAUAUAAGUAAAUUAAUUAAAUUAUAAAAUUAUAUCAGUUCCGUCCAGUGUCAUAAGUAUAAUAGUGAAUGUAAUUUCUUUUUACGCCGUAACAUCAUGUAACUUCGUUAUGUGGGCUACAUACCUGCACUGUACAGUCAAAAUGUUUGGUUAAAUCGUCCGUGUGUAAAAAGUGAGAACUGUACAGUUUUUCUAAUGAUUUAAAUGAAACUUCGAUUAGAUAAACCUGUAAUGUUUGCGCAGGUAAAACUGAAGGUCUGAAGCCCACAUAACCCGUGCUAUGGACAUGAAGUACGUGUGUAGUGUCCGUCAGUUUUAACUGUACAGUUUUUAUGAUGAAAUAUCGAAUAAAUAAAACUGUACAGAGAAAACUGCGCAGUUAAAACUGAACGUCUGUAGCGCAGGUUACAGUUUUAACUUAGUAUAUAGAUCAUAGAUCAUAUCGACACAAGUGAAUACUUUGUGCCAUUUGUAAAUAUUGUUGAAGUUAGAUCACCCUAUUUAGUUCGACAAUACAAUAAAACCUGACCAUUUGUAUGUACACAAGCAAAGCUCUUUUAUCUUUCCCUACUAUUUGUUACGUGCUUAUAAAGUAACACUAUAUUAUCAACAGUUUGUUUCAUGUAGUAUGGUGACAGUUCAUUUCACUCUUGAAAGUUUGCCGCAAAUCACGAUAAUGAAUCUGUAACUGUAUCCAUACUAUCUGAAAACACUUUAUAUUAUCAUUUUACCACCACCCCGUCGUAUAAUAAUAAACAUAGUGAUAACACUCGCAGCAGAGAUCCAAAGAUCUAUUUUCUGCGAGGUUAAUAAAUACCGAACGUAUAUCGUACAUUACUAGGCUAACUAUGCUAAUCGUGUUUGUUUAGCGUUUUUUUUUUAAUUGAUGAAAACAUCAUCAAUCUGUUUCCAAAUUUAUGAGUAGAUAAUAAUUGUAUGUCAUGGUUGACUCGGUGAUAUUCUCAUCACCUAAAAAUUUUCCAAAUGACUAUCCCGUAUCCCUGUUUUGGGUGUUCCUCGGCGAUUUUGAGUAUUUUUAAGCCGUUCCUGUAUCAAAACAAAUUAAAAGUAAAGUAAAAAAAUACACAAAUCACUCAAAAGCCGUUUUCAUAAAAAAAAAUAUACGGUCGAAAACCUCCUCCUUUUUUUUGAAGUCGGUUAAUAAAAGAAAGAUUAAUAAGAAGAUUUAUAACAGUCAUCCGACCUGCGAAUAAUGUUUAUGUGAACCUGACCUGUAUCCAGAAAGUGUGUGACAAGUGUCAAAGACCUGCGGUUUUAACUAUAUGGCCGAACUGUUCAGUUAAAUCGUCCGUGUGUACUAGUUCGUCAAUUUUAACUGUACAGUUUAAUUUCUAAUAAUUUUGAUUGAAAUUUCGAUUAGGUGAAACUGUACAGUUAAAACUGCGCAAUUAAAACUGAUAGUCUAGCCAGAGUAAAAUAUACAUAAUAUAUGUAACAUAUCUUUAUAAUACCUAAUAUUCAUGUUUUAAUAGAAAUAGUUGGAAUGAAGUCAUUUAGUAAUAAAAAUAUUUUUUAAGUUAUUUAUUUUAAUAGUUGCCAAACACGUAGUAAAUAAUAUGUAAAUUACACACCUUAUUCUAAAAUUUUACACGAAGUCUUUUAAAUCAAUCACAAUAUAAAACAUUAUAAGUAUUAAUCAUCUGCAUCACAUAGAAUUUUACAAAUAUAGAUAUUUUCAAUGUUGUGAAAAUCUGUUUCCAAUAGUGAUUAUGCAUUAAGCCAUUUUGUAAUUAGUUUUGUAAAAAGUGACAAAGAAAACUAAUAUUUAUUGUGAUCAAAAUAUACCAAUUGAGAACGUACAA